Molecule: messenger RNA, 2077 nt
Organism: Ruditapes philippinarum (Manila clam)
Lineage: Eukaryota; Metazoa; Mollusca; Bivalvia; Venerida; Veneridae
Source: RefSeq, a predicted model, not a curated record
ACAUAAGGGGACGGGACAGGACGUGUUGUAACUCAGCUAGCAGAUGUUUUGAUGAUGUGAAAGGAGUUGUUGAUGAGUUAGUCAACACACCAGUAGAUGCUUUCUCUCGCAUGUCGGCAUGCAGAAAAGUAAGCGCAGAGUUGAAAAGAGACAAAGUUUGUGUUCAGCGUUCACUAUCUCGCUGUGGCGGCCCGGACAGGAUCAUCUUACAGAGAAGGUUCGAUAACCGUGUAGACAGACUGUAUAACCAGUUUUAUAAACACUGUAGCAUACGUCCAACAAAUACAUCAUCAACCACCACCCAAAUAACGCCAACUACAACACUAGGAGGUUCCAGGAUUUCUGGUAUAACACGAAAAGAGGAGACCACCCCUGAUCCUCAUAUUCCAUCAGCGGUACAGCCCACAUCAUCAUGGACCAACGCAUUUCCGGAAGUUACUCCACAUGAUCAUAGAGGACACAGUCAUGGAGGACAUACCGUAGGUGGCGCUGAGCAUACCCCUUCUACUUCCGGUGCAAUAAUCGCCGGGGCGUUAACAGGCGGUAUAGUUCUGGGAUUGGUUCUUUCCGUGGCAGUGAUAUUAUGGUGCAAUAACAGACGAGACAAGAAUGGUUCGACUGGCUCGUCGGAUAGUGCUGGCAUUUUCUUUCAGAAGCGACCAAACAUGAUCCCUACGGAGAGACCACGUGCAGAAAACAACAACAAACCGUCUGUAACCAGACAAGAAUCCACAAUAUAUGCCGAAAUAGAUGAAGCCAUGGUUAAUCCUGGAUACAAACCUCCCGUUCCUGACACUCAUAUGGGUUACCUCAAUCCUGUAAGCGACGGAGAUCCAGAUUCAUACACACCACCGCCAACUUCCGGUCGGGCAGCCAAUGCUCCAGCGGUCACCACUCGCGGUCAGCUCAGUUAUGGACCAAUACUGGCAGCUAAUGGUGGACCUGGACAAAACAAACACCUGUUUUACGAAGAAGCAGAAGAAAUAGUUUAUUUCGAAUUUGAAGGGAUACACGCUUCGACUUCAAUGACUGACACAAAUGUUCAUAAUCGCGAAACUAUUUUGUCACCCAGAAACUUACCCCCAGUAACCGGAAACGGAAGUGGAUCCCCAGACGACAAUUAUUUGACUGCUGAGUCCAUUGAAUCUUCUCAUGACGGCAGUUUGAACGAUUACGAGGAACCAGUAAGUUCAUACAACUCUAUACGGUAUACUGACCUAACAGAUGGUUCCCCGCCCGAACACAAUGCACCGGAUGUUCCACCGGAAACAAAUGUCAAAAGUGCUCCAAAAACUACUCCUAAGAAAAAUUGGAAUACAAGUUCUUCCUUCGAAUCCAUUUAAACCAUUCGGCUCUUCUCAAGAUUUACAAUCAUCUGACUCUACUCAACCUAUUGCCAAACCUAGACGUAAGAAACCCGGAGUAGAUAACGUAUCGCAGAAAACAAGUCCACGUGCAGUGUCGGCUGCAUCUGAGAAACAGGGUGAAAUGGAACUUUUGAAGAGAUCGGAUGCAAUGGCUUCCAACAGAGAUUCAGCAAUGUCUCAAGCACUAAAUCAAUCAUCAUUAUUUCGUCCUGGAGCCUGAUCACGACCACAUGGACUAUGAACAUUCGGUCAGCUCCCCAAAACUAGUGUAGGUAAACUCAAGGAAUACUACUUUUUAUAAAAAAUGAAAGAAUGUCUGUUUUCCUGUUUUCGAAUGUGACUUUUAUCUUUUUGUAAAAGAACCCUUUUAAUCAAACUGCUGGAUUCGGUUUUGAGGAAUAUUUUCUCUAUAUAAAAUAUAUAUUUUAUAGUUAUAUCAUAUUGUACAGCUACAUGUUUUAGAUUGUUCAAGACAAUCCGCUGGCGAAUGGUCAAUUGUGAAACUUACUAAUGGAAAUAAUCGUACUUUAUGACAACGUUCUUCUUUCUAUUAAAAUUUAAACAUAUAUUUUAUUAUGUGGUAUAAAAUUUUUGUUUAUAUGACACUUAAGAAUUGUUAUUUCAAAUGUACAUGUACAUGUUUUAAGUAAAUGAUGAAAAUACUACUUUGAUGUCUUUAAUCUCUGGAAAUGACGAAAAGAAAAUAAAAU